Molecule: messenger RNA, 2233 nt
Organism: Pygoscelis adeliae (Adelie penguin)
Lineage: Eukaryota; Metazoa; Chordata; Aves; Sphenisciformes; Spheniscidae
Product: zinc finger protein 271-like
Exons: 3
Coding region: 42-2225 (727 amino acids)
Biological process (GO): regulation of immune system process; regulation of cytokine production; negative regulation of transcription by RNA polymerase II
Source: RefSeq, a predicted model, not a curated record
AGCCCAGAGGUCCACGCGGACCUUCUCUGUCUGCUGACGGGAUGGCGGACGGGAAUGAAAACCGUCUGGAGGAGCUAGAAGGGUCUGAGCUGGUUUGGGACCUAUCCGAGGUGGACAUCCUUCAAGAGCCAAACCCAACGGCGCAGCGCGAGUGUGAGAGUCAACCACCACAAGCCUCUGAAGAACCGAGCAAUGACUCCCGUGGACGCCCGUCACCAAGAAAGGGCGGACGGCUGCAAGCCCGCCACGGGAGCCGUGCAACGAAGAGGAGCUACAGCUGCAGCAAGAGUGGGAAGAGCACUGCUGGGAAGGCGGAAGAGGCCAUGCACAAGGGCCUCUAUAGCUGUCCCGACUGCGGGAAGAUCUUCAGUCGGAGGUCCUUCCUCAUCCCCCAUCAGCGCAUCCACACCGGUGAAAAGCCCUUCACCUGCCACGAGUGCGGGAAGGGUUUCCGAGUUGGGUCAGCUCUCAACAAGCAUCAACGGAUCCAUACGGGCGAGAAACCCUACAAGUGCUCGGACUGCGGGAAGCGUUUCCGUCUCACCUCCACCCUCAGCACCCAUCGGAAGAUCCAUACCGGGGAGAAACCCUACGUCUGCCUCGUUUGCGGGAAGACCUUUCGGUUGACCGCGUAUCUGCUGGCCCACGAAGCCACCCAUAGCGUGGACAACCCUUUUCGGUGUCUUGCGUGCGGGAAGAACUUCAGCUUGAGACGGUUCCUGGCCAUUCAUCAGCGGAUCCAUACGGGAGAGAAGCCGUUCAAGUGCUCCGUGUGCGGGAAGGGCUUCAACCGGCGAUCGACCCUCGUCGUUCACCAGCGGGUCCAUACCGGGGAGAAACCCUACAAGUGUCCUGAAUGCGGGAAGAGCUUCAUCAUGAGUUCAGACCUCGUCUCCCAUCGGAGAAUCCACACCGGGGAGAAACCCUACAACUGUCUCAGCUGCGAUAAAAGCUUUCGAUUGAGCUCCCACCUUACGAGACACCAGCGAAGCCACACCGGGGAGAGACCGUACAAAUGUAUGGACUGCGGGCAAAGCUACACAGACAGCUCUGGGCUCAUCAAACAUAAGAAGAUCCACGUGGAAAAGAAGCAGAGGACGUCUCAGGGAGCCCACCCAGGGGAGGGACGUUAUAAAUGCCCCUACUGUUGUAAGAGCUUCCAUGCAAAGUCAGCUCUGGUCCUUCACCGGGCUACCCACGUCGGAGAGCGACCCUAUAGAUGCUCCAAGUGCGAGAAGACCUUCCGCCACAGCGCAACCCUACUGAAACACCAACGAAUCCAUACGGGGGAGAGACCCUUCAAGUGUCCCGACUGUGAGAAGUGCUACAACGAUGGCUCAACCCUUCGGAGACACCGGAGGAGCCACACCGAGGAGAAACCCUACAAACCGACCAUCUGCGAGGAAUGUGGCCGGAGCUUCAGCCGGAGCUCGAACCUGGCGGUGCACCAGCGGUUGCACGCCGGCGAGAAGCCCUACAAGUGCUUGGAGUGCGGCAAGAGCUUCAGCCGGAGCUCCCAUCUCAUCACCCAUCAACGUCUGCACACCGGGGAGAAGCCCUACAAGUGUCCCGACUGCGGGAAGAGCUUCAGCGACAGCUCCACGCUCAUCACCCACCAACGCUUGCACACCGGCGAGAAGCCCUACAAAUGCCCCGAUUGCGGGAAGGGCUUCAACCAGAGCUCCAACCUCACGUCCCACCAACGCACCCACACCGGGGAAAGACCCUACAAGUGCCCCGAGUGCGGGAAGAGCUUCAGCGUCAGCUCCUACCUGAUCCGCCACCAGAAGAUCCACACCGGGGAGAGACCCUAUAAGUGCGAGGAGUGCGAGAAGAUGUUCAGCCAGAGCUCCAGCCUCAUCAUCCACCAGCGUGUCCACACCGGGGAGAAGCCCUACCGGUGCGUUGACUGCGGGAAGUGGUUUAGGAACAGCUCGGACCUCAUCAGGCAUCAGCGGACGCAUACGGGUGAGAGACCCUACCGCUGCCCCGACUGCGGGAAGAGCUUCAACCGCAGCUCCAACCUGAUGACCCACCAACGCAUCCAUACCGGGGAGAAGCCCUAUGAGUGUCCUGAGUGCGGUAGGAGCUUCACCGUGAGUUCUGCCUUGAUUAAACACCAAAGGACCCACCGGGAAGGGAAGCCCUAUGAGUGCCCCGACUGCGGGAAGAGCUUUAUCCGCUGCUCGAACUUCAUCACCCAUCGGAGGACCCACGUUGGGUAGAGCCCUGG